This is a messenger RNA of Colias croceus (clouded yellow), 685 nucleotides long. RefSeq lists its product as uncharacterized. The record is from RefSeq and is a predicted model, not a curated record. The transcript is spliced from 2 exons. Bases 123 to 440 code for a protein of 105 amino acids. Lineage: Eukaryota; Metazoa; Arthropoda; Insecta; Lepidoptera; Pieridae.
AUAAUCAACGUCGGCAAGACGAAACUGUAAAUGCAAGCCGUAAGGCACCACGGUUAUUUGAAAUUAAUUCUUUGGUUUUUGUUAUAAAACAGGCUCAAGCAACUGGCAAACUCGACUCUGGUAUGCGCGGUCCAUAUCGCGUGGUCAAAGCGCUUCCCCACGGUCGAUACGAGCUGCAGUUACUGGCGGGCUCUUAUGGAAAAUCGACGCAGGCUGCGGCAGAAUUCAUGGUGCCGUGGCGUGGGGAGUGGACUCCUGAGGCAUGUGCUGCAUUUUUUGAGGGUGCUGCCAGUAUUGAAGAUGAGGAGUCCACAAAUGACCGAGUCGUUGUUGAUGAACCUGUACCAGGCACUUCGAGAGGAGCCUGUACUUCUCCGCAUAAAACAAAGGAGAACGAGGACGUCCUCCAGUCAGGAGAGGCCGUGUUAGAUAAAAACUAAGACAGCGCCAAUAGAGGGGAUGACAAGACGUGGUGGCGGAUUGCAAAUAAAAGCGCUGGCACGCUCAUUCGCGGCACCAUUCGUCGCGAGUCAAUUGACAGACUACAACUCUGCCCGUUUGUGGAGUCAACUGCCAUAUUAUUGUCCUUUGCAUUAUAUAAGUUUUUUUUUAUUACAAUUAAAUUAGUGGAAGUGAGUUUUAAAAAUUGUGGAAUUAUUUCAUUAUUUUGUAAAUUUUGUAAAUG